Molecule: messenger RNA, 619 nt
Organism: Amphibalanus amphitrite
Lineage: Eukaryota; Metazoa; Arthropoda; Thecostraca; Balanomorpha; Balanidae
Product: roundabout homolog 2-like
Exons: 4
Coding region: 1-618 (205 amino acids)
Biological process (GO): axon guidance; dendrite self-avoidance; homophilic cell-cell adhesion
Cellular component (GO): axon; plasma membrane
Molecular function (GO): cell-cell adhesion mediator activity
Source: RefSeq, a predicted model, not a curated record
AUGGAUGAAAGAAUACCUAAGGUUGACCGGCUGCAGCGCCCUGUUCUGGUUGAACAACCUGUGAGCGGCGUGGUGGCCCGGGGUCAGCCGGUCACCCUCAACUGUCGAGCGAUCGGGCGGCCCCCGCCGCGCAUCCUCUGGCUCCAAGAUGGCGAGCCGGUGGACCCCAACCGUCCAGACCGGCUCACACUGCCCCCGGGCAGUCUGUUCUUCCUCUCGGCUAAAGAGAGGGAUGCAGGCGUGUAUCAAUGCCGGGCCGAGAACGACGCUGGAUCGGCCGAGAGCCGAAACGCAACGCUCGUCGUCGCUAUGCUGAGAGACACCUUCCGAGAGGAGCCGGUCGACACUCGUGUGGAACAGGGUGGCACUGCGCUGCUCAAAUGUGACCCGCCCAGAGGUCAUCCGGAGGUCAAGGUCACCUGGAUCAAGGAUGACCUGCCGCUACUGACUGGAGAGAGAGUGCAGCAAAGAGGCUCCACUCUGUACAUCCUCAGCAGCCGAGUUUCUGACUCGGGACGAUACGUCUGCCUCGCCGAGAACGUCCUGGGAGCACGCCGCUCGAGAGAGGCCGUGCUCACCGUCCUCGGUACGUGGUGGUGUUACGUGAUUCGUUCGUGAC